CGCCGCGCGCGUCGCUCCCCUCCCCCUUCCCGGACUCGGGGGGCUGCGAGCGAGCUGCCAUGUGAUGCGCAUCCCCUCCGCCUGCUCUCGGUGACCCCAGGACCGCCCACCACGCCGGCGGCCGGGAGGGGGCUGCGGGCUGGGAAGACCGCGGGCAAGACCGGCGCAGGAGGACGAAAGUUCCCGGGAAGCUGUCUGCUUCAGGAAGUGAGGGUUUUGGAACAAGAAGGACCUUCAGGAGCUGCUUCACACUGUGACAUGUCUGAUCCCUUGUACCCAUCACUGCAGCAUGAACAAGGUGGACACUCACUGAUCUAUCACAAGGUUGCCUCGCUGAGCUUUGGGGUCCAUGUCUGAAUGGAUUGCUGUAGCCUUCUCAUCUCUUCCUCUGCCCAGUUCCCGGCCUCCUAAGACUCGAAGCCAGGACAGGACCUGGGGAAGUUAUAUGGUUUGAACGGCAUGUCUGUGGAUGAGAAGCCUGACUCCCCCAUGUAUGUGUAUGAGUCCACAGUCCACUGUGCCAACAUCCUCCUCGGCCUCAAUGACCAACGGAAAAAGGACAUUCUCUGUGACGUGACUCUGAUUGUGGAGAGGAAGGAGUUCCGCGCCCACCGGGCGGUGCUGGCGGCUUGCAGUGAAUACUUCUGGCAAGCCCUGGUUGGACAGACGAAGGAUGACUUGGUGGUCAGCUUGCCUGAAGAGGUCACGGCCAGGGGCUUCGGGCCACUGCUGCAGUUUGCCUACACUGCCAAGCUGUUACUCAGCAGAGAGAAUAUCCGGGAGGUCAUCCGCUGCGCCGAGUUCCUGCGCAUGCACAAUCUGGAGGACUCCUGCUUCAGCUUCCUGCAGACGCAGCUCCUGAAGAGCGAGGAUGGCCUGUUUGUGUGCCGGAAGGACAGUGCGUGCCAGCGCCCCCAAGAGGACCAUGGGAACUCUGCAGGAGAAGAGGAGGAAGAAGAGACGAUGGACUCAGAGACAGCAAAGAUGGCUUGCCCCACAGACCCCGUCAACUUUGAGGCCACUGCCCUCCCAGUAGCAGAGAAAGAAGAAGCCUUGCUACCUGAGUCUGAGGUACCCACAGACACCAAGGAAAACUCAGUACCUAGAUACAAGAAGUACCAGCUUGCAUGUACCAAGAAUGUCUAUAGUGCGCCCUCACACAGUACCUCAGGGUUUGCAAGCACAUUCAGUGAAGACAGCCCCGGCAAUAGCCUCAAACCGGGGCUCUCCAGGGGACAGAUUAAAAGUGAGCCACCCAAUGAAGAGGCCGAGGAGGAGACCGUCACACUCUGCCUGUCCGGAGAUGAAACUGACAUCAAAGACAGACCAGGGGAUGUUGAGAUGGACCGAAAACAGCCCAGCCCUACCCCUACCCCUAGUACCCCUACUGGAGCCACCUGCCUGGACAGAUCCAGGAGUGUGUCCUCGCCUUCCUGUCUACGGUCUCUAUUCAGUAUAGCAAAAGGUGUGGAGUCGUCUGGCCUGCCCAGUACAUCUCAACAGCACUUUGUCAGGAGUUCAGCAUGCCCUUUUAACAAGGGGAUCUCUCAGGGUGACCUUAAAACUGACUACACCCCUUUCACAGGGAAUUACGGACAGCCCCACAUGGGCCAGAAGGAUGUGUCCACCAACUUCACAAUGGGGUCGCCACUCAGGGGGCCUGGGCCGGAGGCUCUCUGUAAACAGGAGGGAGAGCUGGACCGGAGGAGUGUCAUCUUCUCCUCAAGCACGUGUGACCAAGUGAGCACUUCAGUGCAUUCAUAUUCUGGGGUGAGCAAUUUGGACAAAGACCUCUCCGAGCCGGUGCCAAAAAGUCUCUGGGUAGGAGCUGGCCAAUCCCUCCCCAGCUCACAGGCCUACUCCCACAGUGGACUGAUGGCUGACCACUUGCCAGGCAGGAUACGGCCCAACACCAGCUGCCCGGUGCCAAUCAAAGUCUGUCCUCGCUCACCUCCGCUGGAGACCAGAACCAGGACCUCCAGCUCCUGCUCCUCCUAUUCCUACGCAGAGGAUGGGAGCGGAGUCCCCUGCAGCCUCCCUCUCUGUGAGUUCUCCUCCUCACCCUGCUCCCAGGGAGCCAGAUUCCUUGCCACAGAACAUCAGGAGCCAGGCCUGAUGGGAGAUGGAAUGUACAACCAAGUCCGACCCCAAAUUAAAUGUGAGCAGUCUUAUGGAACCAAUUCCAGUGACGAGUCUGGAUCAUUCUCGGAAGCAGACAGUGAGUCGUGUCCUGUGCAGGACAGGGGCCAGGAGGUUAAACUUCCUUUUCCUGUAGAUCAGAUCACAGAUCUUCCCAGGAAUGACUUCCAGAUGAUGAUUAAGAUGCACAAGCUAACCUCAGAGCAGUUGGAGUUCAUUCACGACAUCCGGAGGCGCAGUAAGAACCGCAUUGCGGCUCAGCGCUGUCGCAAGAGGAAGCUGGACUGCAUUCAGAAUCUAGAAUGUGAAAUACGAAAACUGGUGUGUGAAAAAGAGAAACUGUUAUCAGAGAGGAAUCAACUGAAAGCGUGCAUGGGGGAGCUACUGGACAACUUCUCCUGCCUCUCCCAGGAGGUCUGUCGAGACAUCCAGAGCCCAGAGCAGAUCCAGGCCCUGCACCGAUACUGCCCUGUCCUUAUCCCCAUGGAUCUCCCUGGAGCCAGUGUUAACCCCCCUCCUUUGGGGGUUGAGCAGAGCCUUGCACCCUCCCAGUGCGCAGCAGGAGGAAAUGUACCCUGCUGCCUGGAGCCAGGGGCAGCCCCCUCUGGGCUCCCCUGGGUGCCCAGCAACACCCCUGAGAAUUGUACCUCUGGGAGGAGGUUGGAAGGUGCUGACCCUGGGACCUUCUCAGAAAGAGGACAGCCGCUGGAAGCCAGAAGCCAGUCGGUGACCGUGGACUUCUGUCAGGAAAUGACCGAGAAGUGUACGACAGACGAACAGCCCAGGAAAGAUUAUGCCUAGCCAGUGUGAUGAGCUCUGCCUCCAGUCCUCACACCUUUGCUAUCCAGGUGUUCUUCGGCCAGCCAGUGGCGCUGUUCAUCUGAGUCUUGAAGACCCAAGAGCGAAUCUGGUGCACACUACAGCAGUCUUAGCAAUACUGUUCCGAAGUAUUCCCUCCUCUCCAUAAGCAGGAGUGCUGGUUACCUUCACAAUGGUGCUACCCCUUGCCCUGGCAAGGAAGACGACAGUGCAGACACUGUCUGUCUGUGAGUUAAUUGCAGACUUCACAGGGAUAGACUACACCUCUAGGACCCAACCACGGAUUUUUUUUUUUUUUUCUCAGUGGCCCAUGUCACAAACCCUAUCUCAGGAAUUUCUUCUGAAUGUUCAAUUUUUUUCAUUGAAGACAGCUUCUAUACACAUCAAAGUUUUAUAGCUAUACUGUACAUAUUAUAUAUAAUAUAUAUGAAAUAUAUAUCCAUAUGCAAAAGUCCUGCAUGCCUCGAUUUUUCUCAUCCUAAAACUGGAAACUUCGUUUAUCAUUUACAGACAGGUUCCAACAUUCCUCUUUUGUCUCUGAUGCCAGAACUGGUUUUGUAACUUGUCAACAUGGUCAUUUUUUUCCCUUGCUUCACAGUUCAGUGUCGAUCUGUACUUAUUUACAGACAAAAUUCAAUGUUGGAAGCUUUUUCUCAAGGUGUGCUCUCAGACCUUUUCCUUUGGUUGGUUUGGUUUCGACACCACCAGACACGGUGUCGUGUGAGCAUCGUGGGUCUGUUCUUUUCUCCUUGUGUUUUUCCCUUGGUGUUGCGGAUACUGUACAGCAAUGGUCAACUUUGCCACUUGCACUGAGUUUUGAGUCAAACCUAUUUUCUUAAAUGAAGUUGUAACUUCAGUAUAACUCAAGUAUAUUGUAUAGUCUUUGCUUUUAGUUAAAAAGUAAAACGUUUUAGCUAAUUAAAAAGCACUCAGGUGAUAAUUAUGUAGGAAAAAAAAAAAAAAACCAAUCUUGCCAAAUAAUGAACCCAUCCUAGGAUGUGUAGACAAUAAUCUGCUUGAAUAUUUUUGUAGCUCGCUUCCUCCCCACCUCCCCUCAGUAAAGCUGAAGUGCAGAUAAUUCAGAGCUGACACUGGAUGUUCAGUUCCUGCGUGGGGAGAGAAUUCGGAUGGCUCACAGGACUGGUAGCGACAGAACAGGAUCCUGUGGUGUUGUGUCGGAGCGCCACAGGCACGGGCGAAGAGGAGCCGAGGGGGAGUCCCAUCCAUUUCGGCAUUUCAUUCCGGCCUCCUCCGCUUGCACUUGUGCUCCGAAAUGUCUGCUUCUCUGAAGGGCACAGCUAACCAGCCACCCAGCUUUCCUGCCCACACCCGGCCUCCAGGUCAUCUUAAGACCUGAGGGGAUUUGAACCACAGCCUCAGCCCCCUCGGUUAAUUGAGCUCGCUGAGAGUAGGAAAGAACACGGCAGACUCGAGCCUGAGAUCCAUGUGGUCAUAGGCUAACGCAUCCUUUUUCCUUUCGUUCUCCAAAUGCUCUCUCUGCUCUGAGGUUUUUGUCCCCUCUGCCCUCUCCCCCUAACCCUCCCACACACACCUACCCAUUCCUCCCCAGAUAACAAUUUGUGUCCCUCGCUAAAAUCUAGUUGGUUUGCAAAUCUGGAGAGCAGCUUCCUCGGCACUGAGGUAUCCUGGCCCCAAGCCACGCUUACAGGAAGGUGUGUCCCAAGGAGGAAUCAACUCCCUCCUUCCAGUGGUCUCCAUCUCCUCUCACUCAGCAGCCUGGAGACCACUCCAGCUGUGCAAGGUUGUCCAGAAAAGUCUGGUGUUGGGGGAGGGUAGAGGGCAGUCGGUUGGCUUUGUUUCCUCUUCUGUGCCAUUGUUUGGACAAUAUUAAAGCUGCAUGUGAAAGGGGAAAUUAGUGUAUGACUAGUAGGCAAAAAGUGAAACCCUAGUAACAUAUGUUCUAGUAUUAUUAACUUCUUUCUGUACCAGUAGUAGUGCUAAUGUUUAAAUACGUACGAAUGCCAGACGUUGUUGGUUCAUGCAGUACAAUUUAAGGGGGAAAUGACUUCUUUUAAAAUAGGUCCAUUUUUAAAACAUGCCUCUGGGUUUUGAGCGUGUGUGUGUGUGUGUGUGUGUGUGUGUGUGUGUGUGUGUGUAUUCUGAUACUGGAGCUGCCAUCUUCGUGACACCGUUGGUGUUUCUUGGUCUAGUCAUACAGUUCCCUGCUUCACCCGGAGGCUUAUCUUCAUGAAAAGCUAGCAUGUAACUCAAUGUGAAUCAUGGGAUGCUCACAGCUGCCUGUUAACGGUGCAGGAGUCAGCAGACAGUAUUUUUUGUUUAACUCUCUUACUGCCUUUUUAAGUGACCUCUUCUAAAGAAACGAAAAGGCUUGUUUUCCGCUCUGGCCGUCACCAGUACAGAGCAGGGUCUCAGCUUGUUUUGUGCUGUCCCAGCUCGUGGGCAGCUGGUAGUCUUGCCACAUUCCACAGUUUACCCCCAAGUUUCUGUUACCAGUAGCUCAGACCUGUGUGGCAGCCAUUUCCGGGGUGGGGGUUGGGGGUCGGGUCUCCUCAUUUCUCUCCGCCCUAACUCAGCUCUCACCUUUCAUCCAUCAUUUUUCCCCCUCUUCUUCCACCCAGUCUCUGCCAUGGGAACUAGUUUUUAAAACUUACUCUAAAAUUUCUGUUAUGCUAACAUUUCUAUUACUUUGGUAUUUUUAACAAGUAAUUUCAUUCAGUAUGCACCAGGAACAGCGACUGGCUUUGUGUAAUUUACUCACGGGACACGUCUGUCUCCUACUGUUCCAAACCAUUGCUUAUCAAAAUUGUUCCUGGGUUGAUUCAAAGGGAGGGCUCCCUGGGGACCAGAAUCUGAAUUCUACAAGUAGAAUUCAGAAACCCCCAAUCUGUCCCAUCCCGGAAUUCCUCAGUCAAGCUCAUUCCCUCUGUGGAAAAGAGAAGGGAAUAGAACGGAGAAGAGUGUUUGCACAGUAGGAGGGAGACAUUUCGUUGGGUGUUGGAAGGUCUUUUCUUUCACAGAUACAGGACACUCCAAUCACAGGCUGUUUAGGGGGAUCCCAGUGACAGCCUGGUUGGGUCUCCCGGAGGCUGAGGGGUGAAUGUCAAGGUCCAGGGCUGGCACAGGCGAUGCUAAGACUGAUAGUAUCCCACCCAAACGCAGUCCUCCCCUGGGAGCAGCUUUGUCCUCCUGUGUCUCUGAACGGCCCUCGUGGUCAGGUUGCCCAGACUGGAGGCAGGUGUGUGCUUUGCCGUGUGUGUGUGUUUGUUUCUCUGCGUUAUCGGGGGUGCCUUGAAUAAAGUCGAACUUCAUGACUUAACUGAUUCUGGAACAAAGCGGUUACAAAACCUUUUUGAAAAGUUGGCGAGGUUGCUAGGCCAUCCUGCUACUUCUCUUCCAGGUUCCCUAACAAUGACUCAGGCGUCAGGGGUGAUGCUGCAGUAGACAACGUUAUUUUUAUGUCUGUCAUACAAGUAAUUUAUUUACUGUCUUUCUCGAGGUAUGCUGCUUUUUAACAUGCACUAUAAUUUUGGAUGUAAUCCUUGCGUUGCUUUUCCAAGGAAGUUUAAACAUGGCUAGUAACUAGUGUGCUAACCACCUCUUCUGAAAGGAGCUCCAGAGCACCCACAGGACCUGCAUGGAGGACUGGCUAAAGCCUUCGCUUUUCUCUUGUUUUACUGUUACGAUUUGUCACUGAAGAAGAAAAGAUGAAGCAAACAAAGGUUUGAAAGUAUAGAACUUCUCAGAAAUUGCCCGGUCUUGCCCCAGGGGCUGCUCUGCAUCCCAUGAAAUCACAUAGUCCUCCCAAAUGAGUCAGUCUAUAAACAUGGACUCUCAUAGUCCUCCCAAAUGAGUCAAUCAAUAAACAUGGACUCUCAUAGUCCUCCAGAAGGAGUCAGUCUAUAAAGCUUCUUCAAGUCUGCAUUUGGCUGCAUAUUCCUAUACACUGUGGCCCAUUUAAACCAGGAGCUGUUAAUUGAUGACUCCAAGCUGCUCCAUCACUGCUUACAGUGGAGGGGGAAUCUCAGAUCUAAAAGAGAGCAAGAAUCAAGGUUUAUCCUCAGAUCUCUUUCCUCAGUACCCCGACACACACACACACACACACUCACACACACACACACACACACACACACACCCCAGACUAAAGAGAAGGAUUAUUUUAAAAGAAUAAAGCUCUUUGUUGUAUCAUGAGUUUGUAUUUACUUGAGGAUUUUGUUGGAGAUUCCAUUUCUGGCAAGUCAGUCCACAAUGCCUUGUGGGGUUGGUAUUCAUAAAGGAAGUCUGUGCAUGGAGUUAUUUUGUGUUCAAAAUGUAUAAUACUGCCCGAGCCAUCUCAUGACCCAAGUGUCAAAGACUGAUGCUGUAGCAUAGGAUAUAUUUGUUCAUAAAUAGUGUGUACAAAUAGUAUUUGUACAUUGAAGAGACUUGUCGUAGCAGAUCAAAGGUAAAUUAUUCAACUGAUGGUGCAAAAACAUUACUUGCAAAGUAAUUGUAUAGUAUUUUCCUACACUCCACCCUGGGAGAUCAUAUUUAUAACAAGUGAAUUAUUAGUGCAUUUUAAUUGUAAUAUGAAAUGAUGCUGCCAUUUUGUGAAGAGUAUCCACUUGGUUGCAGAGGCCAACUUUUAUAGCUUUGGUUUAAUGUUGUGGCAUGGUGUAUGCAUUUCUCUAUCAAGCGAUGGAUAAACUCUUGGCUUUCAUUUUCAUUCCAGUUUAUUGACCUCAGAUAAAAACAAUGGCUAUUCAUGGAAGUGUAUCAAGACCACUCAUUUCAGGUAGACUCACACUCAGUGCCAAACGCUCCCAUGGGAAUAAUCAAAUAUAUAUCAGGAAGAGUGAAGGGACUUGGACAAAAAUGGGUUUUCCUACAGAUGGGUGCUAAAUCUUCUACCAAACAUGUCUCUGGGGGCAAACAGUUGGCCUCCGCUUGGGUCCUAAUAAUGUAUUUUGGCUGUGGCAACGCUGGGAUGCCCAUUCACACUCUGACACAAGAGCCUGGCACUUGUAACGAAUUAUCAGGAAGAUUGCAGAUGCGUUUGGGAGCUUCGGGUACUCGUUAGACAUGGUGAGCCAUUCAAGGCAAGAGGGCCUGUGUGAAUUUGUUCCAGAACCAGUCUGAUGCAAGUGCACCUCUAAUAUAUGCCUUACAAACUCCAGAGGCCAUAUGCAAAACAGGGUCUUCUCAGUGUAUGCAAGGGGCUGCAGCCCCUCCUCCUCCUCCCCAGCUCAAACAAUACGGACAGUUUUCACACAUAUCUACCUGUAUAACCCUCCGUACCUCUCAUAACUGGUCAACGACUGUAACAGGUUACAUCAGGUGUUUUUCUACAUACUUUUUACACAGAUUCUAUGCGAUUAAUGUAACUUAAUUCAACGCAUCAUUUUAUUGUACAAGUUCUUACGCUUGGCCUUAUUUUUUCCUAAGUGAUUGUGGUUUUUCUUGUGGUUUUUCUUGUAAAGAUAUUGAGAUGGCUGUUGAUGCUUAUUCUCUGUAACUAAGAAUUUUUACCUUUUUGGGAAAAAGCAUUGCUAUGGAUUAAUGAAUUGAAACUUCAUUUACUCGUUGUAAAUACACUAUUGUGAAAAAAAUCACUCAAUUGAAUUGCUAGUGUUAACUGAAUUUUGUCUAGACGCCAUUUCUGUUGAUGAAAUAAAGACAUAUCAUUCUGCAUUGUAAAA
Peromyscus leucopus (white-footed mouse) is the source of this 8615-nucleotide messenger RNA. It is a transcript of the gene Bach2, whose product is annotated as BTB domain and CNC homolog 2. The record is from RefSeq and is a predicted model, not a curated record. Gene Ontology annotation, biological process: regulation of transcription by RNA polymerase II. Lineage: Eukaryota; Metazoa; Chordata; Mammalia; Rodentia; Cricetidae. Gene Ontology annotation, molecular function: DNA-binding transcription factor activity, RNA polymerase II-specific; protein binding; RNA polymerase II cis-regulatory region sequence-specific DNA binding.